CCCCACCACCGCCAGGUCCCCAGCUCACUCGCAUCCCAUCCCAUCACAUCCGUGUUCACGCUCCCGAGCUCAACUCAGCUCUGCUCACUUCGAGCAAAAGACAAGAACCGGUCGUUUCGCCCGCCCAUCGCUCCGGCCAUCGUUGUUUCUGAGGGGAGAGGAGAAGCAAGCGGCGGAGCGGAAGGGAAGGGAUGAUGGGACGGAUGCGGGUGGCGGCGGCGGCGGCGCUGCUGGUGGUGGCGGCGUGCGCGGCGCUGCCGUCGAGGACGGCGGCGAACAAGAUCAGCAUCAACUGGAAGCCCAACACCAACUACUCCGACUGGGUGACGCAGCACAGCCCCUUCUACAAGGACGACUGGCUCGUGUUCUACUACACGGCGGGGCAGGCGGACGUGGUGCAGGUGGACGAGACGGGGUACAACAAGUGCGACUCCAGCAACGCCAUCUACAACUACAGCAAGGGCCGCAACUUCGCGUUCCAGCUCAACGAGACCAAGACCUACUACUUCAUCUGCAGCUACGGCUACUGCUUCGGCGGGAUGCGCCUCGCCAUCAAGGCGGAGAAGCUGCCGCCGCCGUCCCCGCCGCCGUCCGCCAGCCACAGGUCCGCCGCCGCCGCAUUCGCCAGGUCCCACGCCGUGGUCCUCUACGCAGCCGUCGCCGUGCUCGCCGCGCUCCUCAGGAUGGUCUAGUGUAUGGAAACUCUGGAUGGGCCAGCCCCUUCGUUCGAGUUCUUUCCUUCAAUUUGAAGAUCUUUUUCCUUUUCUUUUCUUUUCAUCUGGUCUUUUCUUUUUCGUAGUGUGCUUUGGCUCUGAAGUGGAGGUGGAGUCGUAGUAGUAUGCGGUAGUGCCGAGUGUGUUGGGGUUCAUUAGUUUCGUGUGAUUUUCGGAAGCGAUGUAUUGACCUGAGAUUAAUUUGUCAAGUGUGAAGAAUUCUAGCUGAAGUAACUUCAGCUUUGGAAACGUA
Molecule: messenger RNA, 966 nt
Organism: Setaria italica (foxtail millet)
Lineage: Eukaryota; Viridiplantae; Streptophyta; Magnoliopsida; Poales; Poaceae
Product: lamin-like protein
Exons: 2
Coding region: 192-692 (166 amino acids)
Cellular component (GO): plasma membrane
Molecular function (GO): electron transfer activity
Source: RefSeq, a predicted model, not a curated record